Molecule: messenger RNA, 1044 nt
Organism: Funneliformis mosseae
Lineage: Eukaryota; Fungi; Glomeromycota; Glomeromycetes; Glomerales; Glomeraceae
Source: the annotation of a GenBank genome assembly
AUGAAGUAUUUCUUGCCGUUAUUCAAACUACCGAAGAGAUAUUAUGAUCCAUCACUUUUAAAAUCACGUAAAUGGUCACCAUGGAAUUUUCCUUCAAGAAAAAGGCGCAUUUAUGUUGGAUUAAUUUUUGAUUGGGCUCUCAUUAUUGUCAUGUUUCUCUUGACCGAUUGGUUCUUUAAGACUCCUCAACCGCCUAUCGCUUAUUUCUCCGUAGAAGAUAAUUCACUGAAGAAACCAAUCGUAAAUGAAAUUAUUUCUUCUUCAUUGGCUACGAUCAUUAACACAGUUUUGCCCGGGUUUAUAAUGCUUUUAUUGGAAUUUAUCUUCUUUUACGAUUUUUGGAACUGUUAUCAUAUGUUAACCGGUCAUGUUACAAGUAUUGUACUUGCGUUAUUUUUCACCUCGCUUUCCUGGAUUACUAUCGGAAGUCAUUUGGGACUUCGCCCGACAUUCUUAACGAGAUGCCAACCAGAUAUGUCACAAAUAAAUGCAAUGAACGAGACUCAAACUUAUUUUACAAGUGAAAUUUGUACGAAUAAGUUAAGUAAAAUUGAAUAUCAAGGAUUUCCAAGCGGGCAUUCAGCUACAGCAUACGCAGGCUGGGUAUUUUUCGUGUUGUACAUCAAUGGAAAGUCAAAACCAUGGACAGGAGGAGCUCAUUUUUGGAAAGUUUUAGUACUUUUAUUUCCAAUAUAUUUUGCAACAUGGAUAUCAUUGACAAGGGUAAUGGAUUACAGACAUUUUCCAUUUCAAAUAAUAACGGGAGGUUUAAUAGGAAUUGGCGCGGCACUGAUCUCAUAUAGAUUACAUUUUGGUAAUAAUGGUUGGUUUCUUGGAACGGGUGAUGGAAGUGAUCAUAUACCUGCUCAUUAUAAAUACUUGGAGGAUUGGGACUCUGUCGAUAAUAGGAACGAAGUUGUAAAUAUAAAUGACAAUGAGAGGGAUUUAGAAAGAAAUUUAAGUGAAGUAAGUAGGGAUACUGAUGAGGAAGUGCAUAAUAAGAGGAAUGAACUUAAUAAUCAGAUCGAAUCAGCAUCAACCUGA